This is a messenger RNA of Naegleria fowleri, 1419 nucleotides long. RefSeq lists its product as uncharacterized. NCBI's taxonomy places the organism in Eukaryota, Heterolobosea, Eutetramitea, Acrasida, Naegleriidae. The transcript has a single exon. The record is from RefSeq and is a predicted model, not a curated record. The coding region runs from base 1 to 1419 and encodes 472 amino acids.
AUGAAACGACGAAAUGUAUUUAUAGACCAAGAUUUGAUGAUGCUCUCAAAUGCCAUGGAGUUUAGACCAAUUGUCAUUGACCAAGGAACAGGAAUGAUGAAGGCUGGCUUCUCGGGUGAUGAUAUGCCUCUCUUACUCAUGCCCACAGUGAUGGCAGCAGAUGAUCCCAUCAUCGAUCCCAAUAGCAGUAAAUUUGUUGGUCAUCGAGGAGCUCAGCCCAACUCAACCUCAAAUAUACAGACCAAAAUGCAUCAGCAACAACAAUCCGCAUCAUCGUCUGAAAAAACACCCGAAGUUCAAGUAGUGCAAAAUAAUGAGGAUGAAUUGAGCUAUUUAAUUGGAGAUGAGGCUCUUGGAGUGGAUCGAUCAUCGGGAGCCAUAUCACGUUCUGCCAAAUAUUUUUCCUUCAAUGCAAACAAUGAAAAGAACUAUCGGGAAAAACGAGACUCUCGAAAUACAAGUACCCUUAUUACACCAAUGGAGAGAGGAGUUGUCGAUGAUUGGGACAUGAUGGAGCGCAUGUAUGAGGCAAUUUAUUCACACCCAAAAAUUAACAUGACACCGGAAAAUCAACCUCUUCUCAUUUCAGAAGCUUGUGAAAAUCCUAAAGAGAAUCGAUAUCACAUGGCAGAAAUAUUAUUUGAGAAGUAUAAGGUCCCCUCUCUUUUUAUUGCAACGCAACCAGUUUUGUCGUUAUAUUCUACUGGAAAAUCGAGCGGCCUCGUGGUUGAAAUUGGGCAUGGCGUCUCUCAAAUGGUUCCAAUAUUUGAAGGUUUUCCUCUUUACCAUGCCAUUGUUAAGUCAGAAUUUGGAGGACAAGAUUUAACAAAUUAUUUGCGACAAAUUCUAGAAAAGAAUAGACGCUACGAUCAAUUUAUUAAUUACGGAACGAUUGGAGGCUUAAAAACUGUUACGGAAAUUAAGGAAAAACUGUGUUAUGUGUCACAAAAUAUUGCAGAGGAGCAAUACAAUGUUGGAGUGUCAGAAUAUGUAUUACCAGAUCGAAAAGUGAUACAAAUUUCUCAUGAGGCUUAUAAAUGCCCUGAAGCACUAUUCUAUCCUAAACUGGCUGGAAAACCGAGCAUAUUCGGAGUGCAUGAAGCUCUGUAUCAUGUGUAUGACAAAUCUGACGAUUAUGUCAAACAAAUUUUAAUGGACAAUAUUGUUCUUGCUGGUGGAUCUACAAUGUUUUCUGGUUUUAAGCAACGAUUGGUCAGUGAGUUUUCUCGUAUCUUGACGGAGAAGACAGGAUCCUCAAAGAUCACUGAAAGAAGUGUGAGAGCAGAGAAUGACAGAAUAUUUGGUGCCUGGAUUGGUGGCUCUAUUCUUGCUUCAUUGCCCACUUUCCAACAGUUGUGGAUCACACGACAAGAUUAUGACGAGCACCAUGACGCAAUCUUCAGCCGGUGUUAUGGAUAA